Molecule: messenger RNA, 5810 nt
Organism: Acanthaster planci (crown-of-thorns starfish)
Lineage: Eukaryota; Metazoa; Echinodermata; Asteroidea; Valvatida; Acanthasteridae
Molecular function (GO): ubiquitin binding
Source: RefSeq, a predicted model, not a curated record
UGCGCAGACUAGACCUAGACAGAGCUAGUGUGAAAUUCCUCUAUUGAAAAAAGUUCGCUAGGCAGCCAUGUACGGAGCUUUUAAAGGGACAUGGUUGAACAAAAAAUGUUCGUCCGACCCGAAAAAAAAAAUCGUUGGAACGAAUUUUUUUUUUGUUCAAACGAACUUCGUUCGAACAAAUUUGUUUUUCAUUGGAACGAAUUUUUCUCCCCACCAUGUCUUCUUAAAAGCUCCGUAUGGAUGCAAUGCAUAUGCGCAUGCUUGAUAGCAUUGAUAUGGUUUUUCUUGAGUGUCGGCUGCAUGGAGUCAUGUCAUCUGUCACGUCUACGUCUGUGCGUCGGGGAAAGUUGAGUUUGAAACGAAAAAGAGAUGCCGAAUAUUGUGGGGAAGAAGACAGCUCUACUAACAGAUUUUCAUAUGGCCAGCCUAGUGAUGGGAACAGUGCAGCACUUCUACAAGAAACAACUGCAGGCCGCUCUAGUGACUCUACCCAACCAGAACUUUCAUCUGCCCAGUUAGUCUGCAGUCCAGCAACAAGUAACAUUGGUUCAAAUGAAUUGAGGUCCAAUCAAGGUCAUCAGACCCAUCUUCCUGACCUACCAGCCUGGUAUGGUGUUAAGAAAAAAGAAGAGAAACUCCAGGCAUCAAGAACAGAAGUCCUCAAGGUUGGUGAUGUCAAGAUUGAAUGGCACCUUCUACCGAUGUACAUGUACUGCCACCUUUGCCUAACCAGGAGAAAACAAAAGAGGGCAGUAAAGAGCCAAGAGUGCUCAAGUACAUCUGCAGAGCCACACACAAAACAUGAUAUACAUGUAUGUACACAGAAUGUAGGAAAUGCUUCCGAGUACUCACAGUCAGCUAACAUCGGAAAUGAGUAUUGUCAUAGAUCUUUACUUCAAUUGAAGGGAGCUUUCUCUGAAGAUUCCGUCAGUAAUUCAAGCCUCAAAGAUGCCAAUUUUGAAAAUAAACCUGACUUUACAGUCAAUUCAGCUGCUCAGAAUUCGCCCAAACUUAAGCAUGAUGCCUCAGUAGGUAUUAAGCCAAGUGAUCACCAUGGUGAGUCUCUAAAUGCACACAUUAAUGGUAACUCCAAAAUGAGCCCAAAGAAUACAAGCACACCAGCCGGGGCAUUGCCAUGUUCUCCUGUAAGGAAGACUGUGAGCAUGGCCACAACAAGAACCAAAAGAACUGACCGGAAAGAACUGAGUCUGAAACAUUCUGGACAUCAUGAACCAUCACAGUUGAGAAAUAAGAAACAAAGUAGUGUGCCAAGAUCUGUCCAAAAGGAGACUGAUUCAGACAAACAUGUACAAACCUUAAAGAUAGAGAGGGCACCACAGACUAGUUCUCAUAUCAGAACAUUUCCAAAGGAUGGGCUGCAUUGCUCUUCUCUGUCUGAAGUUUACCAAGUACCGGUAACUGCCAUAGAUUCUGAGCAACAAGUUCAAUGUGAUGCCCAAAACAAGACUGAUAUGCAGCAUGGAACCUCAGAGAUGAAACUUGCCGACUCGUCAAUGUUACAGUUAAAAAAGGAUGUCAGAGAACAGUGUUUGCCAAGAAAUUCUAAAUUAUCUUGUAAACAUCAACCUGUGCCCAACUCUCAGCAUUUAAAAGACAAGUCCAUGAAUCCCAGUUACUCAUUGAAGAGCCAGUCUCCCACACUAUCAAAGACAAGAAGUGUACCUUUACCAGCAACAAAUUAUCACCAAGAAACCCAGGAUUCAGCGCUCUCAUCAGAUGUUAUUGUGCUUGAUGGUGGUGAAGAAGAAACCUUACCAACAUCCCUUUCAUAUAAACGAAAAUUGUCAAAAACUUUAAGGGACACACACACCACAUUUUCCAAGAAGUUGAAAACGGUAAAGUCAGUAGAAGAGACUUCUGCUAGCCCUGCUGCAAGGUUACUGUUUGAACCUAAAUGUCCAAUUAGUAAGCACAGUGUAAGAGACUACAAGCCAGGGUUUGGUGGACAGAAAAAGACUUCUCAGACUAGAUUGGAGAACAUGGGUGUGCAGACAACUCCUAGUCAAACCAUGAAGCAGCCUUCCAUACCUUUAAGUGACUGUCAAGCAGCUUCACAGAGGAAAUCAUCCACUGCCAAUCAAGGUAACCAUAUUUAUUCCAGGCAGGCCAUGUCAAGUACUGGCAAGAAAACAUCUUUGAAUAUGUUUUCAAAUGUGCAGCCUCUGUUUAAGAAGCAAACCACUGAACAGCUGGAAGCACAAUAUGAGGCAGACUCUUCAAAAAAUCAUCCAUUGAGUAACCAAACUCGGAAUCAGCAAAUGCUACCAAAGGGAACUUAUCCAAAGGGAAUUAACACUUGUAGAGAAAGCCACCAGAGUGCCCUUCACAAAGGGGUUACAGCAACCUUGAAGGAAUCUGCUCAGCAAGGAAAGAUGACAAGUGUCACCCUGCCAGCUGCCAGUGCCAAUUCAAGUCGGAAUCAACUCUCCAAGCAACCACACAAUCAAUCUACACCUACAUUCAAGCCAAACAUUGCAGUCAGCCCACUUGAAAAACCACCAUCAUUGUCAACAGGUUUUCACACAGCCAGGGAUAUCCAGGCUAAUCGGGACACCUACAUGUACAUGUACCCCAAACAGGGUACUAAAUCAAAGGUUGUUAGGGAUAGUACAAAACAUGACAGUAGAGCAAGACGAGAAACUACAUGUAGCUCUCCUAAGAAGGUUACUAACAAUAUCCCAUAGGACAUUUGUCAGAAUAUAAGGAGUAAGCCAGUCCCUUGUCAAUUCAUCAACUCGGACCACAACACCAAGCAAAGUACCACCACAGAGAGUGCUGCCAUUGAGAGCUGUCCUUUGUGUCGCUUGAAGUUCCCUGACAGCUUGACACCUUUUGGAAGAGACAGCCACAUAGCAGAGUGCUUGGCAGCGAGCUCUGAUAAUGCCACUUGGUAGGAUGACGGACAAGAGGAACUUUGAAGUGGAGUCUAUAAUCUGGUUACAUGCAAGAAUUGGUCGAUUCAAAACAGCAAUUUUCAUAGUAAUUGGUGUUUAACUUGAGCAUUUCCUGUUAACAUAUUGUACUCUGCAAUUUGUUGCACUUUUUUACAUUUUGUUCUUGCAACAAUGACUAUUCUUAAUUUGGUUAAUAACCAAGGAAAACUGUAAUUCCCUUAUCAAAGAUAAUACAUUUAUCUUUUAUUUGUAAAUGUUUUGUGUAGCAAAAUUACCGUGCAAUUAAUAAACCGUGCUUAUUAAUAACCUGUCUUUCUGUAACUUUGAGGGUAAUGGAAUGACAGUAAUGGAAUUAUGAGAUUUAUAUUGAUCAUAUGUACUACUUGUUUGAGUUUUGUCCGCUUUAAAAAAGCUGGCCUUUUUCAAACUGUGUCACAGCUGGGGCAUUCCAUUGCCACGUGGUAGUCAGUCUGUGUCAUUGGAAAAAAAUGCAUUUUUAGCUGACCUGUCUCGGCACAAUGGCACUAUGUGAGGAUGGUAUGUCCAAUUUACACAAAAUGGGUGUCAAACUGAAAAAAAUAUACAAAGGGGUAGCAAUCCCCCCACCCUACUAGGGUUAAAUGAUCAUGUUACUUGUAUCUAGCAAGAUGGGUAACUGAUGAUACAAGAUUAUUUAGCAAAGUGUCUCAGCAACUCAAGAUAGGUUCAUUCCUAUUUGGAAUAUGCUAAGUAAUUCCCACCAGGACUGCACCUUGUUUCAAAGGAAGGAGCUUUUCUUGAGCAUGUUGAUCUCAUUUAUUUGUCGAGUUAAACUAGCCUUGCCACUGUGGGUUUAGCUGGGCAUUUAUAAUCAGGCCAUGUCAAGAGGGUAUGUCCACUUGCUCUAGUCUACUUAGUAAGACUUCCUUGAUGGUAAGACAAGAUACUGUGGAAAUUGAGUGCAACUUGAAAAAAUGCACUGAGAAUAUUGUGCUAUAUGAAAUCUCAGGUGUAGAUGUCACACAUGUAUUUUUGACAUGCCGAGUUAGAGAGGUUGUGGAAGACAAGAAAAUCACACUCUCCAUGCAAUUUUAAGAAAGCAAAUAUAUUUACAGAUUGUCUGCAUAUUGAUGAGUAGAUUUUAUUAACAAAUUUGACAUAAAAGCAUCUCAUUUGCAAUGGCAUUCAAAAAAAAGUAAAAACAAUUUACUUUAAAUCAGAAAUACUAAGUAGACAAAAAUACUCUGGUCAGUAGCAGCUUUGUGUGUAAGACCACACAGCUGUAUAAAGUAACAGACUAUGAUAAACUCAUGACUUGCCCACUCACUGCAGUGCAGCCGUAGCUUAAUAAUGCAAAACGAAAAUGCAUGUAAGCUCUAGGCAGGGUUGAGAUGAGGGGUAAAUGAAACAUCCAGAAACUAAUCCGAGGUUUGAAGGCCCCACAGUAGCAUCAAGUCUAUAGUAUAAAACCUACAUGUAAAUUUGUGCUUGUCUACAUAUAUCAAUACCCCUUACAAUACCUAUUUCUUGUGCUCAAAAUCAACUUUUCAUACAUAAAAACAGGAUUUCUGAGAUUAAAAGAGAUUGUUUAAAAAUUAAUAAAAUCAGGGAAAAUCCUCACAAAUCUCACAUGUGCCUUGGAGAUUUUUGAUCACUUGAACUAGUUGUAUAAAUUAGCCUUUUUGAAGUACAGUGGCCGCAGUGAGAGGGUGCUAUUGGAAGUGGGUAAAUUUGAAUAAGAGAAAGAAUUUACGAAACCAAAUAGAGUUCUCUUAUUGCAUUCACCACAUGGUAUUUAUGAGAAGCUAAUAAGCCUUUAAAAGACGAUGUUAUACAAGAGUAGCUCCAUAAUGAACUGUACGGUACAUAAAUGUACUGCACAUGAUGGUUUCUGUUCACCACAAGCAGUGUUUAGCCCCUUUAUUAUAUGUAGUUUCCAUGUACAUGUGUUGUGGCAUUCAGCAUAGCAAAUUCUUUACUUUUUACCUUAAAAUGGAGUCUCCAAGUUUACAAUUUUUCCCCUCCAAAUCUUAUGUAAUGAAUGAACUUGAACGAUUUGCCAUUUGUCAGAGUACACAAGUAAUGUUGGGCAUCCAAAGUUUGUCCUGAUCUUGGUGAUGGAAUCGGAGUGUCUUCAGUCUUAGAGAAUCCAAGGUUGAAGUGUGUAAUGUGUAUACCAGAUAUUCAGAUUAUUUUGAGUGUUGAUGCAGAGUACCAGUUGGACAGUUUGCGAAUUUCCUUAAGGAUAUUUUAAGUAAGCACAAGAGGCUUACUUAAGUGAUAGAACUAACAACAGAAUUAACGCAUGCAAAAGUAAAUGUGAACUAUGCAAUUUUUAGUUUAUUAAUAUCAUAUUCAGUAACGACUCAAUAAACAUUAGACUUUGCAUACUUGUUUAUGAAUAUUCAUGUUAGAUUGUCUACCCCAUGGCCUACACCCAACUAUAUAACACAUGAUCAAACAUAAAGAAAAAGAAAAAAACACAAAGACGAAAAUAAAAUUGUAAUUGUUAAAUUAAGUAUACGGUAUUUUCAUAAUUUGAUGCUUGAAAAUAAGUUUCCACAAAUAAUUUAUGUAUAACAGUGAAACUAAAUUUAUGUAGCUAUUGGAAUUUUUGUAUCUUAAAUAAUAGUACCUUGUCGGUAACUAGAGUUGAGAAUGUUUGUUUAAUUUUUAAAAAUUUGUGAAAAUUGUUCUGGUGAGGUCAUUAUUACAGUGCAAGUCACAUACUGUAUGUUCACAUUUCUUGGAUAAAUAUCAGAUCACAUAAAAAAAAAACCUGCAGCUGAAAUUCAAACUAAAUGUGUGAAGAAUAUACACAUGCAGUAACUGCUGGAUACAAAAUACAUGUAGGUAGUUAGGUAUUGUUUUUAAUAAAUCUGCAUGUAGACUGAAAGUCAAAUAGCAAAGACAAAA